Musca vetustissima is the source of this 915-nucleotide messenger RNA. Its product is annotated as GPN-loop GTPase 2. Bases 1 to 915 code for a protein of 304 amino acids. Gene Ontology annotation, cellular component: cytoplasm. Gene Ontology annotation, molecular function: GTPase activity. Lineage: Eukaryota; Metazoa; Arthropoda; Insecta; Diptera; Muscidae. The record is from RefSeq and is a predicted model, not a curated record. The transcript has a single exon.
AUGCUACAACCUGCCAAUCUGAAAUUCACAAAUCCCCUCUAUGGCCAGUUGAUUGUUGGCCCACCCGGCAGCGGAAAGACAACCUAUUGUCAAAAUGCCUUUAAAUUCUAUAAGGAACUGGGCCGGCAAGUGGGCAUCGUCAAUUUGGAUCCGGCCAAUGAGAAUAUGGACUACACCGCCUGUAUUGAUGUAAUGGAAUUGAUUACUGUUCAAGAUGUUAUGGAUACAAUGCAUUUGGGACCCAAUGGGGCUCUCAUGUAUUGUGCAGAAUUUCUGGAGGAACAUCUCGAAGAUUGGUUGUUGCCAAAUUUACGGAAAAAAUCCGCCGAAUGUCGUUAUUUCCUAUUCGAUUGUCCAGGACAAGUAGAGCUGUAUACCCACCACGCCUCCAUGUCACGGAUAUUUGAACGUUUGGAACGGGAAGGUUAUCAUUUGGUAACAGUGAAUUUAAUUGAUUCCCACUAUUGUUCGGAACCAAGUAAAUUUGUCUCAACCCUAUUGUUGGCCUUAAAUAUGAUGUUGCGAAUGGGUUUGCCGCACAUUAAUGUUCUGUCCAAGGCGGAUUUACUCAAGCAGCAUGAAGAUAAAUUACAUUUUAGUUUGGAUUUUUAUACAGAUGUUUUAGAUUUAAAAUAUCUUCUGGAGGUAUUGGAUGACACGCCAUCAUUGAAACGUUAUAAGAAGUUGAAUGCAGCCAUUUGUUCGAUGGUUGAGGAUUACGCCCUUGUUUCGUUUCAUUUGCUGGACUCCCGCAGUACGGAGAGUAUGCUGCGUUUAAGAAAUCAUUUGGAUAAGGCAAAUGGUUAUAUUUAUAAGGCUGGUGAAGAACAGAGUGUUAAUGCACUGAUGGCAUGUGCUGUGGGUGCCGAACCGGAAACUUUACGACAAAGUAAAGAUAUUGAUCCGUAUGUUUAG